UGUCACAAUCAAGCAAAGGAAUCACAUUUCACAGAAUGUCUCAGAGGAACUCCCUGACGUCCUGCACAGCAGCCCUGCUCUUCCUCCUGCCCUGGUUUGGUGGUCUGACUGUCGGAGAGGUCAGCAACAACUUCUGUCAGUGCCUUGACUUCUUCUACAACAGAACUCCUCCAAGGGGUCUUAAGAAAGCAGAGUAUCAGCCAAUAUGCCAGCGCUACAAGGACAGAUAUCGCUUUGCCAGCCUGUAUCGCCGUCAGCAUCGGGCUCCUUUGUUCUCUGCCUACAAACUGAGUCCUGCGGACGGGAGGCGGCCGAAAAGCGGUUGGAUGUAUGAACCACAGUUGGCGUUUUCCCGUGCCUGUCCUGAAAUGAGACAUUUUAGUGAAAUCGUUGAUCAGAAUGUGAUUGAAAGCCAAGCGGUCCACCAAGACUACAGGAACUCCGGCUUCUCCAGAGGUCACCUCUGUCCCAGUUUGCACCAGAGGACGAUGGAAGACAGAGAGUCCACUUUUACUCUGACAAACAUAGUGCCUCAGCAGAUCGGCUCCAACUCUGGCACAUGGAACAUGCUGGAGAACGAGGUGUUGGAGAGGUACAAAAAAUUCUGCAUCGGGCCAAUGUACGUAAUCACUGGUGUCAUGCCUUACGAAUCAGAGACGCACUGGGUCAAUAACAGAGUUUCUGUUCCUGAGUACAUGUGGUCUGCUUACUGCUGCCCCGUAUUCAAAACGAACCUCCUCAAGGGGAUGAAGCAGCUCUUUCCUUCAUAUGCUGCAGUGGGAAGAAAUGAUCCCAGCAGCGGACAGGAGAUUGUGCCUGUUAAUAAUAAAGUGAAGCCUUCUCUACGAGGCUAUGAUGUGAAGCAGAUGACCUUGGAGACUUUGGAGGGCAUCCUGUCCCGGAGGCUGAAUGUUUCUGUCACCCUGUUUGAUGGGAACUGUCAAAACACUUAUAUAAAAUCCUCUAUAUAAGGGUUUUAUUACUUGCUGUUGAGAUCAUUCAUGCCACUUUGUAAACAUUUUUUAAUAAUGCAUUUCAUAAAUCCAGCGUUUUUCCAACAAACCCCGUCUUUGAAGAAAAUAAUUUUGAAAAUGUUGUAAUUGUAGUCAAAAUAAAUUUGUUAUUUAUUUACGUUACGUUAAAAUAAAUAGUAGAGGAAUAACCAUAAACCUUUCAGGCUAUUUAUUAUAACAAUA
This is a messenger RNA of Xiphophorus maculatus (southern platyfish), 1196 nucleotides long. RefSeq names its product endonuclease domain-containing 1 protein-like. The coding region runs from base 36 to 971 and encodes 311 amino acids. The record is from RefSeq and is a predicted model, not a curated record. Lineage: Eukaryota; Metazoa; Chordata; Actinopteri; Cyprinodontiformes; Poeciliidae. Gene Ontology annotation, molecular function: hydrolase activity; metal ion binding; nucleic acid binding. The transcript has 3 exons.